AUGAAGGCUUUGUUAGCCCAAGUGGUACUUGUCAUCUUCUAUUGUACUAACAUUACUGUGGCUAUUAAAACAAAUGAUGUAAAUCUAUGCAAACGACAGCCUUUUCGAGGUCGAUGUCCUGCAGCAGAUGGAAAAGGCCCAGCACGUUCGCAGUUUGUGUUACGUUACUAUAUGAGGGAUAACGAAUGUAUCUCCUAUCCUUUCGGUCACUGUGCAAAUGAUGAAAAUGAACCAGUAUUGUAUAGAUAUAAAGAAGAAUGUGAAAAAGCUUGUCUAAAUAAAUGGCCUACUAAUGAUCAAAGUACAACAAUUCAAAAUGAUCAUGAAAUAGAAAAAUCAGCAAAUUCAUUAAUAAGUAGUGAAAUUACUGAUAAUGAUAAGGAUAAUGAUAAUGAUAACGAUAAUGGUAUCAAUGUGCAGAUCAGUACUACAUCAUCAUCAUUUCCAAUAAUUGAUAACAAUAAUAAUAAUAAUAAUAAUAAUAAUACUGCAACAAUAUCAUCACAACGAGCUGCAUUUAUUGCUCAAAAAAGUACAUCUCACAAGUUACUUACUGAAUGCGAAAAACGUAGACAAGCAAGUGAAUCAGGUCUUAUCAAAAGUGAUUUCAUUCCAAUUUGCGCCACUGAUGGUACUUUUCGGCCAUUGCAAUGCGAAACUCAACGUGAAAAUUGUUUUUGUGUGGAUCAUAAUGGUGUUAAAAUACCAAAUUCAGAUUCUAAUGGUACCAAAAAACCGGACUGUAAACGAAUAAUAAAAGCGCAAAAGUCAUUAAUCUAUGAAUGUUUAUCACCAAUGGAUUCUGGGCCAUGUAAUACAGCAAUUAAAAGAUGGUAUUAUGAUACUCGAGAACGACAAUGCAUUAAAUUUGAAUAUUCCGGUUGCGGUGGUAACGGUAACAAUUAUCCAACCAAAGAAGCAUGCGAAAAACAAUGCAAAUCAACAAGCAAUGAGCCAAAAUGUAAAGGUGGCUUGCAACCAUUACGAAAUGAAAAUGAUCAGUUGGUGAACUGUACCGAGAGUACCUGUCCGAAUGGUUAUUUAUGUUCGGUAGCACAACUUGGAUCAGUCUGUUGUCCAAUUAAUGCAUCUAGCAGUGCUACAACUAAUAUUUGUCAACUUCCAAAGGAACGUGGCCCUUGUGAUCAGUAUGAGCUUCGAUUUUAUUACAACAAUCGUCUCGGCGAAUGUAAAUAUUUCUUUUUUGGUGGUUGUGAAGGCAAUGCAAAUAAUUUUGAACGUGUGGAAGAAUGUGAACGUAUUUGUCGACAACGUGGUGUAAAAAUUACUGCAACAUCAAUUGUAUCAGCACCUCAGCUAAUAACAUCUGGACCACAAAUGCGAAAGCUUAACAAAGAAUUUGGAAUAAAAAAUAUUAAAAAAACUGGUGAAGAGAAAGAAUUAGUAGAAUUGAUCAGUAAUGAUAAUGAUGAUAAUGAUGAUGAUGAUGAUGAUUCAGCAGCUAGCACAAAUAUUUCAAAUGAUAUCAAAAAUAUCAAUAAUGAUAAUACUGCUGAUACUACUACUACUACCACUACUGAUAAUAAUAAUGAAGCUAAUUUAGAAAUCACAUCGUCAACAACAAUAUUUCAUGAUGGAUCAAUGAUAAAUAAAAAUUUAUCUGCAAAAAGUAGCAUUAAUCAAAGUAAAUCACAUCAAUUGCAAAAAAUUGAUCAAAAUAUUGAAAAGAAAAUUAAACAAAAAGGAGCAAAAUUAUCAUUGGAUAGUAAUCAUACUGAUAAAAUCACUGAUUUUACAACUGUCAAAACUAAGAAUACAAUUGCAACAAUUGAUAAAUCAGAAAAGUUUACUACAUCAAAUAGAAAUGAACAAAAAUUGGCAAGUGAAUCAGUUGCAAUCACUACUGAUCAACAAUUAUCUCAAAGUGACGAAGAGAUGAAAAUAAUCACAUCAACAACAAAGACAACAGUAGAAAGCUUAUCAGAUACAUUCAUGUCAACAGCAUUAGCUUCUUCAAUUGCUUUAUCUCCCAGUACAAUCAUAAUUACCACAACCUCACAAUCAAUUUUAUCAACAACUGCACAACCAACUGCAAAUAGCAAUGAUCGAUGCUUUCAAAAAUUUGAUCGAGGUACAUGCACUGGACAAUUCAUUCGAUGGUAUUGGGAUUUUGAAAAAAGCACCUGUCAAGUAUUUACUUAUUCUGGUUGUGGUGGAAAUGGCAAUAAUUAUCGUAGCCGAGAAGAUUGCUUUGCUGCAUGUCAUCAACCUCCACAACCAACACCAAAACUGGAUAAUAUCUGUGAGCACAGCAUUCAUCCAGGUGAUUGUACCGGUAUCUUCCAGAGAUUUGCUUUUGAUUCGACAAUUAAUGAUUGUCGACCAUUUACAUAUACUGGCUGUGGCGGUAAUGGCAACAACUUUGGAAGUUCAUUAGAAUGUCGCAACAGAUGUAUCGUACAAAAACCAACACUGUCAACUGAUGUAUGCAAGCAUCCAAUUGAAGUAGGUGAAUGUUCUGGUGUUUUCCCGCGAUUUGCAUAUGAUCUGGUAGCUAAUGAAUGUCGACCAUUUACAUACGGUGGUUGUGGCGGUAAUGGUAAUAAUUUUGGAUCAAUGCUUGAAUGCAAAACAAAAUGUGUUCAAGGAUCAGAUGAAUUAGUGAAAUGUCCCACAAUAGAUGCAUCAUUAUGCGUUGAGCCAUGUAUUUUAUUCACAAAUCGUCAAGGCUGUCAUGAGUGCAAAUGUCCAAUUGCGCAUUCUGAAAUUGAUAAUGAACCAAUUGAACCAUCUGUGAUCACUUCCACUUUGAUAUCUGAUAAAUCAUCAGAUGAAUCGAAAUCACUUGAAGCUGAACAAUUUAUUGAAAAUAAGGUGGAAAAGAAACAUGGAUCUAUGUCACAUUCCGGAAGAACUUCACAAACAAAUUCGGUAACCGAAUUAGGUGAAAAAUGCUCACAACCUAUGGAUGCUGGACCAUGUAAAAAUUUUAUCGAACGUUGGUUUUUCAAUAUUAAUACUAGUUUAUGUCAAUCAUUUCAAUAUGGUGGUUGUGCUGGUAAUCGUAAUCAUUUCUUCUCAAAACAUGAAUGUGAGAUACAUUGCGCUCGAUUUUUCAAUGGACGCACAGGUCGUAGAAGAAUAGCAGCUUAUGAAAGUGUCACACAUACCUCACAAUUUAACACUCUCACCGGGUCGCAAUCAACAAAAAUAUUAAAUGAGCAUGAUGAUAUUGUUGAUAAUAAACAACAAAAUAUUUUACAACAAUCAUCCUCAAAUGUUACACCAUCAUUUAUCACUAAUAAUUCUCAGCAAAAUUUAUCUAAAUCUAAUUUGGAAGAUGGAAAGCAUAUCAAAGUGAAAUUGGAUGAUAAAUUGGCAAAUAAUGCAUUGAAUAGGAUGACAGCAAUUGAAAAUCUUGCAAAAAGUUCUAUAAGAAGACAUCAACAACAACAACAACAUCAACAAUAUCAACAACAAAAACAACAACAACAGCCUUUGUCUAUUUCUUCAGGACAUAAGAUAGAUAGUUCGGUAACAAAUAGUAAUAUUCCGGAAAAAUCUAUCAUUCCUGAUGAUGACAAACUAAUACCGAUGAAAGUUACAAAACAGUAUGGCAUAAAUGACAAACGAAUUGAUAAUAACUGGAAGGCAGUCAUUAGUAAUACUCAAAAUAAUUCUACACAAACGAUCAAUGCAUUAAGAUCAGAGAUUAGUACCCCUAAAGAUAGUUCGUCAUCGAUGAUGAACUCAUUUGAUUGGAAUAACGAUGAUUUAGCUCAUCAACAGAAGCAAUCACAGGUUAUGACAGUUCAGGGAAUCGAUAUUUCACAAAUUCAGAAUGAAUUAUCAGAGCAGCAAAAACAUAAUGCGCAAAUGUCUCAACAUGAGAUGGUAGAAGAUAUCACUUCAUUAAAAUCAGAUCUAUUCGACAGACAUCUUGCUAAGCAAAUGCUUACAGAUUUUGCUACAACACAAAAUUCGAAACUAUCAAGCGAUGAGCAAUUAAUAAAUUUGCCGCAAGCGGAAAUGUCUGGAAUGCAAAUAGAUCAAACGGUGAUGAUUGAUCAUGAAAAUAAAUUUGAAAAACGGAAGCAAAAUAUUGCAACUAAUGAAUCACUGAUUAAUAAUGGCGCAUUCAAUAGGUCAGUAAAUGAUGAUUACAGAAUUUCUACUGAUCGAAAUGAUGGAAGAUUGAUCUUGGACGAAGUGAUUAGAUCAUCGAAUUUCAUUUCGCCAAAAUUUGAAGCUAAGAACGAAAUUCAUAUGCCAUUGAACAAUGUGAAUGAUCAUUGGAUGAAAAGCAAACAAUUUACUGAUACGAUCACUAAUGAUUCUAUCGUUGGUGAUGCUAACACUCAGUCUGUAGCUCAAAAAGUAAAUGAUAAUAAGAUUUCGAUCGCUUUAAAUAAAGGAUCAGCGAAACUUAAUCGCGACUCAGUACUAAGACACCAUGUACGUAUUAUUAACCAAGGUUCUGUACUAGAAACAUCCUUCUCGUCAUCACCAAUAUCACCAUUAUCACCAUUAUCAUCAUCGUUAUCACCAUCAUCAUCAUCACCAUCACCACCAUCAUCAAUUGCAUUACCCUCAACAUUAUUAUCACCAACUUCAUUAUCAUCACAAUCAUCAUCGCCAAUUCUUUCUGAUACUAAAACUGAUCUUAGCAAAAUUCAACAAAAAUUUCAUACUAGUAUAUCAGAUAAGAAUAAAAGUUUUAAUGGUGCACGAGCACGAGGUACACAUCGCAAGCAUGCAAUUACUGAACAAAUGAUAUCAUCAAGUAGUGAAGAAUUCUCGCAUGAAUCUUCUAUUUCAAUGCACACUAAUACACCUGAGUAUAAGGAUCAGAAAUUGAUUGCAUCAAAUGCUGAUAAUGAAAUGAUAUUAUCAGUAACACCAAAUAAUAUUGAUACUAUUACAAAGAGCAUUAAUGAUAAUGCUAUUAGUAUUACUCAAGAGCAAUCAGAUGAGGAAUUGGAUAUGGAUUCGAAUGAUUAUAAAAUCAUUGAUAAAAUUGAUUCGACAUCACUCAUUCAUGAUUCUUUAACAACUAUUAUUCCUAUCACCACUAUAUCAUCUAAUACACCUGUAAUGGAGAAUAUUCCUUUAUCAUUUGCUACCUUAAAUUCUUCAGCAGCAACCAACAAUAAUCAUUCCAUUCGUUCGUCCCUUAUUACCACCAUUCCGGCAUUUAUCAAUGAAACGUCAACUUUUUCUGAUAUGAUAACAAAAUCAAACCCAAAUCCUUCUCAAAUGAUAAUUUCAGAAUCAACAACAAUUGCUAGCAAUAGAGUAGAUGGAUCAUUUGAGUCAUCCACUUCAUCACAACCACAAUUUCUUAGUCAACCUAUUCCAUCUGAUAAAUCAUGGCUUUAUGAGAGCUUACAAUCAAUUAUUAAUUCGCAGGUUCUAUCGGAACAACAAGAAGAAUUAUCCGAAAAGAAGCUAUCAUUUGGCUCAUUUAAUACUUCAGGUGUAGCAACAUUUAGCACAACUAUUAGCAAUAAUAAUAAUAAUAAUAGCAAUAGUAAUAUUAAUAAUAGCAAUAGUAAUAUUAAUAAUAGUAUUAAUAAUAAUGAUAAUAGUAAUAAUAACUUUCCUGUGAGAACAACCAUAAUGAAUCCGUUGAGAAAAUUAUCAAUGCAAGCAAAUAAUUCAUCUCUAUUAUCAAUUUCUACUCAAAAAUUAUCACCAAAUAUAUUCGAUACUACAGCUAGCAAUGUUGAACAACAAGCAAAGAAGCCAAUAAAAGAAUUGGAGAAGGAAUCUGAAGAAGAUCAUUAUUUCAAUGUUGAUUCAUCGAUUUUUAUGAAUGCUACCAAUUUUCAAAAUCCAUCUCAUACAAUAAUAUCGCAUAAUCGGAUUGAAAAUAAUGGUAUCAGUACAAUGAUCGAACAAUUAAACUUUCCUUUCAAUGAAACAAAAGAAAUGAAAAAGGAAAGAAGUGAAGGGAAAAUUGGAACAAUGAAUUUAUCACCAUCAUCAUUAUCACCAUCAUUAUCAUCAUCAUCAAGAAGUGAUAGUAAUAUAAAUUCAGGAAACACCACCAUACAUCCGUUUGUAUCAGCAAUUCAGGAAUUAUCAGAAGAAAUGAUUGCAUCUAAUGGAGAAAUUAAUUCAAAUUCUCAAUCUAAUGCACUAUUAAAUCAAAAGCAUAGUGUAAACACUGUAGAUGAUUAUAAAUUGCACUCAUUAAAGCACAAACAAUCACAACAAUCACUUCCGGAAAAUCAUAAUGACAUAACAGGCGAGCAAUUUACGGUUGCACAUGAUGCACAAUUCAUGGUCAAAAGUAUUCCUUACCGGACAACAAUCAAACAAGGUGAAAUUAAUGAGAUACUAAAAGAUCAGACUACAAUGAAUGAUGCACAUGAAGAAGAAGUGAUAAUGGAAUCGGAAAUUUUAAAUCAACAAAAUAUCACUACUGAUUCACAAGUAAUGCAGGUGACAACACCGCAUGCAGUAGUGCAUGCUGUCACCUCAUUGCAACUUGAAAAUGAUGAAAUAUGCUUACUACCGCCAGAUGCAGGUCCUUGCCAUGAUUAUGUACUUCGGUGGUUUCAUAAUUCACAAACUGCAAAAUGUGAACAAUUCUCUUAUAGUUCAUGCGGUGGUAAUAAUAAUAAUUUUCCUGAUAGACAUACUUGUGAAGCAAAAUGCUCACAUGAUAAUUCGAUUAAAUCACAAUUACCGGAACGAUGUACCUAUAAAAAAGAUGAGGGUUAUAGUAAUGGGUAUAAUGUUAAGUGGUACUUUAACGUACGUAAUUUACGAUGUGAACAAAUGGUAUACAAAGGUCAAGGUGGCAAUUCAAAUCAGUUUGAAACACUUGGCGAAUGUCAAACUUUUUGCAUACCAUUGGAUGAUAAAGUUCCUGAGAUGGACACAACCGCUAAACAAAUUGCGCAUUCUUUGAAAUCCACUUCCGUAGAUGUUCAUCAGCGAGGUUUUGCCGCAUCACAGGAUCCGGAAAAUGAGCAGCAACAGCAGCAACAAGCAUUAUCGAUUACCGAAACAGAUAAAAUGUCAGAAGGUCAACAUCAUGUCCAGGACAUUACUCAGAAUACAAAUGAACGUCAUCGUUCAAGCAUAGUAUCAGAUAAAAAUUCGAUUAAUGUUGAAAAAAUUCAACCGAUCAAUUCAAAGCAAUUAUUAACACAAACAAUAACACCUGCAGAACUAAUUCCUCAGAAUUUGGAUAGAUCAGCAAGUGAGACAAUAAAUGCACGAGAAUCAUCUAAACAACAAUUGUUAUCAUCAUUUAAUGAUCAGAAUAGUAAACAAAUUUCAGGAAAAGAAAUUAAUAAUGCAAAAACAUUUGGUGCAACAAUUGUAAACAAAAAUAAUGAUGCAAUUGUUGAUUUGCCAAAUAUUUUUGAUGAUAUAAGCCAUACGCCUAGUUGUCCUAAUGGCCAUAAGCCAAUACAACAUGCAGAUGGUAGGCCAAUGAUGUGUUUACCUGGUAGAAAUCAAUGUGCUGGCAAUUCACUCUGCUAUUUCAAUGGUGUUGAUUUCUUUUGUUGUCCAAAUGCUGAAGAUCCAUACGAUGAACAUGUAUUUGGAGGUUAUGGUGGUGAAGAAGUGAAGCGUGGUUAUAAGAAUGUUAAAAAGACACCAAUAAAUGGUAAUGAAUUGAUUGUUCGAAAGCUCCGAUUGAGACGAGAAGCGCAAAUGUCUUCCAGUCGUCCUUUAGCAAUGAAUGUAGCUGCACGUAUUGAUUCCAAAGUACCGAAAUAUUCAUUGGCCAGAGCAUCAUUUGCAGUAAAUAAUAGUAGUGAUACUAGACAAAUAACUAAUAUUUGUAUGCAAGAUGUUAAUACGGGUAAAUGCACAGAAGCGCAUCUUCGAUUCUUUUAUGAUCGUAGAGUGAAUACCUGUCGAUUAUUCUAUUAUAGUGGUUGUGGCGGUAAUGAAAAUAAUUUUGCCACUGAGGAAGAAUGUCAACAACAAUGUAAAAGUGAUAAAGCAUAUGAUGAGGAUGUGUCACCAGGAAGUUGUCCUUACGGUGAGCCACCACUUGGUGAUAACGCACCUGUGAUAUGCGGUAAAGACGCAGGAUCAUUUGAAUGUCCAAAGGGAUAUUAUUGUCGUAUGGGACCACCAAAUGUAUGCUGUCUCGAAAAACUUCUUCCAGUUUCGGAAAAAAUUUUGGUAACAAAGAAACAUCACGAAAAUAUUCGUUUUGCACAACCAAAAGUAAAAACAAGCGAAAAUGUUGGUUAUCAAUUUGAUGAGAAACAAAAAGAAAAUGAUGCAGAAAAUUCACCAUUAGCAAUUACAUCAACAAACAUUUGUCCGGAUGGUACAGAUGCAUUACUUGAUGAAUCUACUCAACAACCACUCAAAUGUGGCCUAGGCUACGAUGGACAAUCUUUCUGUCCAGUUGGCUAUUACUGCUCUAUAGAUUCAGAAAAGAAUGGACGAUUAUGUUGUCAACUUGGAGUAGUAGGAGUAAAAAUACCACCACCACCAAAAAUACCACCAUAUUUUGGAUUACGACCAUCAAAUCCAGGCGAAAUAAUCCCACGUGGAUCAUUGCCAUCUGAUUAUGUCUCAUUGAAGCAACAAGCAACUGGAAUAUCAAAUACAGCUGAGCCAAGUGAACAAUAUCAAUCACAUUUAGAUUUAAGUGGCAAAAAAUUAACUAUGAAUGUACAACCUAUAAGUGAUUCGAAUAGAGCAGAAGAAGAUGCAAUAGAACCUUCGGAAAAUCUUAUUCCAUCUGAUGAACAAACAACAGAUUCUUCCGGAAAUGUUGUUCCAUCUGACUCUAAAUUACAAGAUGAUAUUUAUGGUCGAAUGAUGCUUAAAUCAAAUGAUCAAGCAUUUCGCACACAAGCACUUUACAAUGCAAUAAAUAAUGUAGCUUCACCUGAAGCGGAAAAUAAUGAGGUUCAAAUUGAUAUUGGAGAAAUGAAAGAUCCAUUCGAAUCGUUGGAAUACGCUCAAAAAAGCACUUCUGAUCGAAGUAUUUGUCUUCUAAAGCCUAGUGAAGGUCGAACAUGUCGAGAAGAUGAAUCACCUCCUCGAACAAAUUUACAGUAUUUCUACAGUAAUCGUGAUAAACGUUGUAAACUUUACUUCUAUCGAGGAUGUGGUGGUAGUCAAAAUCGAUUUGAUACUAAAAGGCAUUGUGAAUUAACAUGCGCUGGUGUAUAA
Messenger RNA from Brugia malayi, 9123 nucleotides. It is a transcript of the gene Bma-mlt-11, whose product is annotated as Kunitz/Bovine pancreatic trypsin inhibitor domain containing protein. Gene Ontology annotation, molecular function: serine-type endopeptidase inhibitor activity. Lineage: Eukaryota; Metazoa; Nematoda; Chromadorea; Rhabditida; Onchocercidae. The transcript is spliced from 34 exons. Bases 1 to 9123 code for a protein of 3040 amino acids. The record is from RefSeq and is a predicted model, not a curated record.